UGGCUCUGAUUCUGUCUUCCUUCUGUGCUUAUCCACGGGUGGCUAGACACCAUCUCUCCCCACUCAUAGAUGGCUAGAUGCGUUCUCUAAACUUUCCUUUCUACCUAGUUCUCUCUCUCUUUUUCUCUCUGUCUCUCUAAGAAAGGGAGAGAGAAAGAGAGGGAGGGAGAGACUUGCAGAUCCCCAGACACUGCUGAGGCUCAGUUCUCAUCCCCAGGUGCUGACGUGAUGGCCACAGCAGGAAACCCCUGGGGCUGGUUCCUGGGGUACCUCAUCCUCGGUGUCACAGGAUCGCUCGUCUCUGGUACCAGCAGCCAAAUCGUAAACGGCGAGGACUGCAGCCCGCACUCGCAGCCCUGGCAGGCAGCACUGGUCAUGGAAAACGAAUUGUUCUGCUCGGGCGUCCUCGUGCAUCCGCAGUGGGUGCUGUCAGCCGCACACUGCUUCCAGAACUCCUACACCAUCGGGCUGGGCCUGCACAGUCUUGAUGCUGAUCAAGAGCCAGGCAGCCGGAUGGUGGCGGCCAGCCUCUCCGUACAGCACCCAGAAUACAACAGACCCUUGCUGGCCAACGACCUCAUGCUCAUCAGACUGGAUGAGUCCGUGUCCGAGUCUGACACCAUCCGGAACAUCAGCAUUGCCUCCCAGUGCCCUACCAUGGGGGACUCUUGCCUCGUUUCUGGCUGGGGUCUGCUGGCAAAUGGCGGAAUGCCCACCGUGCUGCAGUGCGUGAACGUGUCGGUGGUGUCGGAGGAGGUCUGCAGUGAGCUCUAUGACCCAGUGUACCACCCCAGCAUGUUCUGCGCUGGCGGAGGGCAGGACCAGAAGGACUCCUGCAACGGUGACUCUGGGGGACCCCUGAUCUGCAAAGGGUCCUUGCAGGGCCUAGUGUCUUUCGGACAAGCCCAGUGUGGCCAAGUCGGUGUGCCAGGCGUCUACACCAACCUCUGCAAAUUCACUGAGUGGAUAGAGAAAACCAUCCAGGCCAGUUAAAUAUAGGGACUGGGACCCAUGAAAUUGACCCCCAAAUACAUCCUGCAGAAGGAAUUCAGGAAUCAGGGUUCCCAGCCUCUCCUCCAUCAGACCCAGGGAUCCAGGCCCCCAUCCCCUCCUCCGUCAGACCCAGGGAUCCAGGCCCCCAUCCCCUCCUCCCUCAGACCCAGGGAUCCAGGCCCCCAUCCCCUCCUCCAUCAGACCCAGGGAUCCAGGCCCCCAUCCCCUCCUCCCUCAGACCCAGGGAUCCAGGCCCCCAGCUCCAACUCCCUCAGACCCAGAGCUCCAGGCCCCCAUCCCCUCCUCCCUCAGACCUAGCAGUCCAAUGCCACCUAGACUCUUCCUGUACACAGUGCCGCCUUGUGGCACGAUGUUGACCCAACUUACCAGUAUUAAAGUUGGUUUUUCACAUAUUUUGUCCCUUUCCCCUAGAUCAGAAAUAAAGUCUAAGAGAAGUGCA
Messenger RNA from Callithrix jacchus (white-tufted-ear marmoset), 1453 nucleotides. It is a transcript of the gene KLK4, whose product is annotated as kallikrein related peptidase 4. The record is from RefSeq and is a predicted model, not a curated record. Gene Ontology annotation, cellular component: secretory granule. Gene Ontology annotation, molecular function: serine-type endopeptidase activity. NCBI's taxonomy places the organism in Eukaryota, Metazoa, Chordata, Mammalia, Primates, Cebidae. Gene Ontology annotation, biological process: proteolysis; amelogenesis; extracellular matrix disassembly.